AUGACUGAACAGCAACGCUUGACAUGGUUGUUGUCUAAGCCAGCUUGUGCUGACGUGAACUGUGCCAUGCAAGAGCUGACUGGGGUUAGCUACAACACAGGAGAGCAAAACAAAGAUAUAACCAAGGCUAGACAAGCUCGUGACUGGAAAGAUACCCACAAAAUUCUCUUGUAUCUUCGAGAUAUGAACCCCUUCACUUCCGAUACCAGUCUAAGAAGCAUCUUCACAGGAGUACAUGCACACAGCACCGUCAAUGUUGACAAAGCAAAAGAUGUUGGAAAUGCAAUUCUGAUUAGCAUGGAGGGGAAGACUGCUGCAGAAUAUAAUUUCAAGAAGAAAGACCAGGUCAUCACUCUAGACAUGAAGAAUGAAGUCAAAGUUGAUGGCAUUGCAGUGCAGAUUGACCCACAACUUCUUUUCCAGAGACUCACGAUAAUUGCUGCAAAGGCAACUGAAAAUUUUGAAAAUGUCUUCAGGUAUGAGCUAUGCAGUUAUCCACCAGCCCUCUUUGACUCAUCACUACUUCUACGGGAGCCACAGAAGCCAGUGCUGGCAAAUGCCAUCUGGAAUCUAUUGGCACCAGACAUUUCUGAGAUAACUGGAGAAGUCCAGUAUGUGCUGGAUGGCGGUGCACUCAUUCACCGCAUCCCAUGGACGCGAGGGGCAACAUACCAAGAGAUAUGCUCAGUGUACACAAGGUAUGUCUCAAAAAAGUAUGGAGAAGCAGUUGUCGUGUUUGAUGGUUACAGUGGCAAAUCCACGAAAGACACAACGCAUGAAAGGCGAACAAAAGGGCAUGCUGGAGUAACUGUAGCAUUUACCAGCAAUAUGCAGCUUACAAUGUCGAAGGCUUAA
Corticium candelabrum is the source of this 855-nucleotide messenger RNA. RefSeq lists its product as uncharacterized. The transcript has a single exon. The coding region runs from base 1 to 855 and encodes 284 amino acids. The record is from RefSeq and is a predicted model, not a curated record. NCBI's taxonomy places the organism in Eukaryota, Metazoa, Porifera, Homoscleromorpha, Homosclerophorida, Plakinidae.